Messenger RNA from Cynoglossus semilaevis (tongue sole), 3670 nucleotides. It is a transcript of the gene gemin4, whose product is annotated as gem (nuclear organelle) associated protein 4. The coding region runs from base 177 to 3542 and encodes 1121 amino acids. The transcript has 6 exons. NCBI's taxonomy places the organism in Eukaryota, Metazoa, Chordata, Actinopteri, Pleuronectiformes, Cynoglossidae. Gene Ontology annotation, cellular component: SMN complex. The record is from RefSeq and is a predicted model, not a curated record. Gene Ontology annotation, biological process: spliceosomal snRNP assembly; rRNA processing.
GCUGUUGACAUGUAGUUGAAAAGUAACCUGUAACUGUGCAAAGAAGAACGAUAUAUUACAUUUGUCUUUUUUUUUGUUUACGUUUAGUAAGGCGCGUGCUCUGGGGAAACCGUCUGAGGAGAGGAGAUUAUUUAAAACACACCAAAAGACGCUGUACAUGUAGCUACACCAGCAGCAUGGCUUUAACGAUGAAUCAUGACAUAGCAGUUCUUCAGGGAGCUUUCCUUUUGGCAAACAAGAUGUGUUUGCCUUCAUCCCUGUCCUCUCUUCAGAAAGCUGACUGGAGCAAAGUUGGACAUUCAGUUCUGGAGGCGGUCCAAGAACUUUGUGGACAGGAUGAACUUCCCAGUCAACCUACGGACUGGAAACAGAAAGUAGUUUGUGUUGUCUGGUUGAAGGCUUUGUGUGGAGAGAUUGAAGAUGAUGUAGAGGCUGCAUGGAAGGAAAAUCCUUUCUUCCCUCUUCAGAAUGGCCUUCCUGACGUCAACCGUGCCGUCCUGCUGGAGCUGGUGAAGUCAGUGGCAGCUGCAGAUGUUUUUGCUCAUAUGCUUCUGUGUCUUCCCAGAGCUCAGAUUGUUCCUGAACUUGAAAAGCUGGCACAGCAUGUAAAAAGCAGCCCAACGAGAGAAGAUGAUGUGCAGCUGUUUCUGGACGUGUGGUGGGAACUGUGGAAAGGCAGAGAUGAGCGGAAAGUGAGAGAAGUGGACAACAAAGAAGACACAGGAACCAUGUUUGCCAAGGAGUUUGACCGUGUGUCAUCUAAGACGUCGGGCGUUUCUCCUCAGGCUAAAAGGCUCAAGCUAGACACCGUGGAAGAGCUGGUACCAUCAGCAUCCACUGAUGUUCUACACAUUUUACUUCACACACUAAAAGACAUUAAAGACUCUGUGUCCUCCACGGAUGUCUGUCACAAAGCCCUCAGUGUGUCCCUUGAUUGUCUAUACACAGCCUAUAUGAUUGACCAGGAGGACAAACUCCCAACUAAAGACAAGAUGCACAUAUUGUCCAAAGCUGUUGGCAUCAGAGCAGAGCAUGAUGGGAAACUGAGUCCUGAACUUAUUUGGGAGGUUCAGAGAGACUUCCGUGCAGCUCAGACACCCUCUCAGUUUCAACCCAACACAAUGACACUUGGAGAAGCCUUGGAUCUUAUAACAGACCUGACACAGUUCUGGCUAAACAGCACCACCAUCAAACUGGGAGACGGCGUCAACGUGAGUUACUCUGCAUUUAGAUUAGAACAAAGUGUCAACAAAGUUCUGGCCGCUCAAAACAAAGCUUGUUCAUCUGAAGCCAUGUGUGAAACGGACGAACACGUGACUAAGAUAAACACCCUCAGAAGUUUGCUGAAGUCGCUGACUUUUCCUGCCUCACAGACCACGCCCGAGACAGAAGCAGAGGUCACAAUGACCAUCAUAAACCACCAGCUAGAUGACUAUCAGAACUUCGCUUUGUUGUUUGCCAGUGAGGAGAGCUGGGCUUCCUCCAAUGAGCACUGGUUGGACUGUCUAGAGAAGAACAAAACAGUCUUUCAGCGGCAUGACAUUCUGAUCAGCCUCACCUCCACCGUCAUGGGUAAACUCCAGAGCGAGAACUCAGACGUGAACCAGGUCAAAAAGCUGAUCAAAGUCACCGCAGACAUAUUCUCAGCACUUACCUUAGAAGACAAAAACAAGUCACUGGAAGCCAUGAUGCAGUUGUCCACCAGGGGGUUUUUUGGACACGUUGUUCCCACUGAUGUGACGACAGGUUUUGAGAAGGAGCUCAACAUGACCUUCAACUGCAUCAUACAGGGAGGAGGCGGAGCCUCGGCAGCAGAUUCACAAAACAACCUGAGCACAGCUGCCACUCUGGUGGCGAGAGUGGCCUUCCAGAACCCGGAGGCCACGCUGAGGUCUUGUUGCCACGCAGCCAUUUUCAACAAGGGGGCAUUUUCUCUGAUGGCCAAGAUCCUUCAGCAGCUGCCUGGACUCAGAGAACAGACUGGGGGAAUUAAUGAGUCAGAAAAGAGCCAAAACGAUUAUCCCUGUGAGGAGAAGAAAGACGAGCGUGACGUCAGUCUCCUCUGCAGAUGUCUGCAAAACACAGUUAAGAAGAAAUCACUGUCAUCAGGUGAAAAAGAGCAGUUUCUCAAGUUUGUGGAUCUGAUGAUGUCGGCUGAUGGAGAAGAAAGAAGUUGUGGCUUUUUGACACAGCAGGAAGUCGUGAAUGUCUUUGUUCUGCCAUAUUUAUCCAAAGGUAACAGUUUGUUUGACAUUGAAUUGACUUUGAAACUUCUCCACACUGCUCUGAGUGUUGAUGUCCUGCAUCAAACGUCUUCUACCCACUGGGUGUUGGGCUGUUCUCCGUUUCCACUGCUCUACAUCCUGGCUCAGCUGCUCAACCAGACGCUCAGACUUUGGGAGCAGCCACCAGAGGGCUCUGUCCAUCAUUGGUCGAUGGAGACCAAAGAGCUACUGGAGUCGGUGCUGGCCACAUUAGCUCAGGUGGUGGGUGUGGAAGUGGCAGCAGACCCAGACACUUGGUCCAGGGCUCUUUUCUGGCUGUACAACAAGGUGGAGGAGCUGGACUGGACAGUGCGGUUCCACCUGAAGCCCGUGUGGGGAGAUCACUUCAAGAAUGAAGUCCCUUUGUCUCUGCUGACUGUAUGUGAUCUACCUGAGCAGGAGUGGUCAGGUUUGAACCUGCCUCAGUACGGCCAGGGCAGCGGCCUUUUGCCCUGGAUGGAGUGCUGCUCCAUAUCAGACUCUCUAAGAACAGCCAUGCUGUCAGGCCUCUCUCUGGACCAACGCCUGUCCGACCACGUCAACAUGUUCAGUAAAGGCCUGUUGCUGGCACUGACCCAGACUCUGCCCUGGUGCUCCGUGUCCCAGUGGUCCAGGCUCCUGGAGACACUGAGAGAGCUCAUCACCUCUGGUCGUCUCCACGUCCCCUUCUCACUGGAGUACGUGGACCACCUGCCUCUCCUGGACCUCAGGAGGUUUUCGUGCGAGCUCCGCCUGUCAGUGCUCCUGCUGCGCGCCCUGCAGCUGCUGUGUGGGUCCAGCUGCUCAGACUGGCUCUCAGAAGAAGGCUGGACAUAUGUUGGCAGACUCUAUGCUCACGCCAUGAGGGAGAUGCUGAACUCUGUCAAAGCUAAGCUGCUUCUUGGAGCAAAUGCUUCCCACACUUCACCGAUGGUCACUGAAGAGACAGCAAUCUCAGUGGAGGAAACAUACGACACUGGAAAGUCACACAUGGAGGAGCUGGAGAAACCUCCCAGUCAGGAAGUCCUCUUCGUUCUCAGCCAGCUCUUCUGCCAUGUUCAGCACAUCCAGGUGAUGAUGCCAACAGGCCAGUGUGAACCUCUCUUCCUGACCAGUCUGGAAAUCCUCAGCCACUACGAAGCCAUCAUGGCUGCCUUCCCAGACAGCAGCAGUGCACUGGAGAGUGACAACACCCGACACUUUUUCACCACCAUCACAGACAAUCUGGAGAACCAGGAGAUGAAGGUGGUGCUGCAGCAGAAGAUCGCUCAGCUUGUUGUGGCUGUGGAGGCUCACUGAGUUCACGUGUCGUCCACAGUCGAACUUCAGAUGUCCUGAUGUCUAAGCUUGAGGUUGAACAUUUCAGUAGCCUGCUGUUAAAGGAACGUUUGUUCAGUUUGUUACUGUGCUGUAAAAAUGACACUCUG